This is a messenger RNA of Eupeodes corollae, 2269 nucleotides long. RefSeq names its product nose resistant to fluoxetine protein 6-like. The coding region runs from base 103 to 2148 and encodes 681 amino acids. The transcript has 10 exons. Gene Ontology annotation, molecular function: acyltransferase activity, transferring groups other than amino-acyl groups. Lineage: Eukaryota; Metazoa; Arthropoda; Insecta; Diptera; Syrphidae. The record is from RefSeq and is a predicted model, not a curated record.
UAGUUUAAACAAUAUAAGUAUCAAUUGUGGAAUAAAAUAAAAUUUUACUCGGUAUAAGUAGCAAAACAAAAAUAAAAAUAAAAACGAACGAAAUAGUGUAAUAUGCGGUUUUCACUAUUUUUAAUAAUUUCUAUUGUAACUUUGCUUACAAAUAGAGUCGAUUCGCUGACAUUUGUUCAUAACAUUUCGGUUAAUAGUGAUUUUCUGAGUGAAGUAUUUUACAAUGAAAUUCGAAGCAAUCAGGAAUUAAUUAAAUUAGAAAAUACUCGCAAUUUUACGGCGGAUUAUAAUACGGAGAAAUGUGUUUCAAAUUUACGCACAAUUGUUACUCAACUUCCGACACAUAUUACGGUGGCUCCAUUCUUUGAUUCAUGGGGUAACCUGCCACCCGGAAUCCUCUAUGGAAACACCUAUGAUGUUGGUAAUUAUGAUCAAUGCAUCCAAACCUCUGUAACGCUGGACGAAUCGAAUGAGGUCGUAAAUGGACAACAUUGUUUUGUAAAAAUUCCAAUUCGAGAAAAGAAUAAUCAAACAGUACCGGCAAUCAAAGAAUUAAGUUUAAAAAUUGGAAUAUGUGUUCCCAAAAGCUGUAGUCCUGAUUUUAUUCAAUCAAUCUUCAAUUCAACUCUCAAAAAGGUUUAUGAUGGAAAAUUGCCAUCAAAUGUUACUGUGUCACUUUGUAAAACUUCUGACCCACCAACCUGGAAAGCAAUCAAUAUUAUCGGAGUAUGCUUUUUUGGACUGAUUGGAAUCAUGAUGCUGGCAAGUACAAUUUAUGAUCUCACAAUGACAACCAUGAAAACAAAACCAACACCAGUUCUAUUGGCUUUUUCCGUGCUCACAAAUGGCAAGAAAAUGUUCGCCAUAUCCACAAAGAAGUCACCCAACAUCAUUGAUUGUCUUACUGGAAUUCGAGUUCUUUCUAUGGCCUGGAUUAUGUAUGGUCACACUUACAUGAUCUCUUUCCAAGUUCCAUUUAUCAAUGAUAACUAUGCUCAAGAGUGGAAGAAGUCAUUUUCUUACCUUCAUGUUGCCAAUGGAACAUUGGCAGUUGACUCCUUCUUCUUUCUCGGUGGUCUUCUAGUAGCUUGGUCCGGAUUCAAAGAAUUAGACAGAACGAAAGGAAAAUUGAACAUUAUCAUGAUGUACGUUCAUCGUUACAUACGACUGACUCCACUUGUUGCUGUUAUCAUGUUGAUCCUGUACAGUGUAAAGGACAUCCUUGGCGAAGGUCCAUUUAAGGAAGGUGUUAAUGGUGGCGAUAUAUGUAAUGGUCACAAUUGGUGGCCGAAUCUUCUCUACAUUCAAAACUACUAUAUUCCCAAUCCAAAAUGUCUAGCAAGGUCCUGGUAUUUGGCUGUAGACUUCCAGCUUUACGUCAUUUCACCAUUCCUCAUGAUUCCGAUGUGGAAAUGGGGUAAGAAAUUUGCCCCUGUCAUUUUGGGCUUGGUUCUGAUGUCAAUUGCCUACAUAAUGACCGUUUACAUAACACACAGCUUUACAGACCUUAAAGGAGGAAACCCAGGAGAAUGGAACCUAACUUACAUCCCGAUGCACACUAGAUGUUCACCGUGGCUUGUGGGCUUUGGUCUGGGCUACUUCAUGCAUGUCAACCGUCAAAGGGAGUUCCGACUUCACAAGAUGCUUCAACUACUUGGUUGGGUAGUUUGCUUCCUCAUAAUGAUUUCGACAGUUUUCGGGCCUUAUUUCUCCCUCAAUGCCCAUGGUAAGGGAACAGUAAUUGAGACAGCCUUAUACGAUGCCUGGAAACGUCCCGUCUGGGCACUAGCACUAGCUUGGAUAACUUUUGCCUGUCACUAUGGAUUCGGAGGUUUCUUGGAUGUUUUUCUAUCGCAUCCCUUCUGGCAGCCAUUUGCUCGUUUGACCUAUGCUAUGUAUCUUACACAUGCUAUGGUAAUAAGAUUUAAUGCUAGUUUGUCAAGACUGCCAGGCUACUUUAGUACAUACGAUGAGAUUCUUCGAUUUUGGAGUGCUUUUGGGAUGACAGUUUUAUUCUCGAUUUUGAUGUCAUUGGCAUUUGAAGCUCCAAUUUUGGUAUUGGAAAAAUUCAUAUUUGGCAAGGAUAAACCUGCCAAGCCACAACCAGUCGAACCGGAAACAUCAAAAAAUAAAAUUCAAGUGCCAUGAAUUUUAUAGGAAGUCCUUAGAGUUAUGAUAAAUUUAAGAUAUUAAAUUAGAUUUUAACUAUUUAUGAGAAUUUUGAAUGAAUGUUUAGAAAAUAAAAGAAAUACAACUAACAAUGCAACUU